Molecule: messenger RNA, 1590 nt
Organism: Aegilops tauschii subsp. strangulata
Lineage: Eukaryota; Viridiplantae; Streptophyta; Magnoliopsida; Poales; Poaceae
Source: RefSeq, a predicted model, not a curated record
AUGGUCGCGGCGUCGCCGGAGCGCGAGAAGAAGAAACAGAAGCAGAGGAGAGGAGAGCAGAGAGGAGUGGAAUGUGGAAUAAUAGAGCUGAAGUUGCAGGAUACAGCUGGAUGCAACCUAAGGCAUGGGGCAUUGGCUGCAAAAUUCAAUAGAUCAGAUGAAACAGUUGGCUGCUGCUUCAGUGUUGCAAAGAUACUGAGAAGUGACUUGCACCGGAACGCAAAUCAAGGUGUCCCAGUUGAGCUCAGCGAACAAGUUGCAUCAAAUUUGUCAAAAAGAGUUGUUUCAGUUGCUCUGUUCGAUGGACAAACAGUGUUAUUUGCAUGCUCGGGCAUACCUGUAGAAUGUCUGGGGAAUGUUACAAGGUUUGUGACUUCAGCAAGAUUGGCUAAAGCUUUCAACGAUAAAAAGAAAGACCAUGAUGAUUUGAAGGUGUUAGUGCGCCAUGAAGACAAAGUCGUCACUGGGUUUUUGGAUAAAUAUGAUUCAUAUCUCAACAUUGCUGCUGUCAACGUCAUGGACAUGCCUGAUCUUCACACCGUACCUUCCAGUCAACAUGUGAAAUUUCUGCCCCAUAGUGCAGUAGUAGCUGUAGGCUGUGACAUCGAUGUACUCAUGUUGACAUUCAUCCACAGAGAUGGUCUCGACAAGAAUCAGUUUGGGGAUCUAGAAUCCUUGGGUUAUCCCAAGCCUUUAAAUGAUGGCAUGAUCUUGGUUAACACUUUUGAAGAGCCUUUCGGCGAUGAAUGUGGUGAAGGUGUUUGGAGUGAACUAAGUGAAACAACUUGUGACAUAUUAAAGAGAAAUAUUGUAGCACUCGCUUCAUUCUGUGAAGGGAAGAGGAUUUUUGCAUGCACGGGUCUUUUUAUUGAAUGGAAGGGGUUUACAGCAAUCUUGACUUCAGCGAGCUUGCUUAGAGAACCUGGUUGUGAAGAUCAGAAGAUUGUUAAAAACUUGAGGAUUGAAGUGUUGCUUCCAAACAAAGGUCGCGCGGAAGGGAAAUUACAACAUGUUAGUUUACAUUACAAUGUCGCUCUGGUCAGCGUCAAGGAUUUUUGUGCUAGCCAACCAGCAGUGAAAGUUGAACAUCGGUGGCCUGAUUCUGGUAAAGUACUAGCUGUCGGGUGCUGCUUCAGUUCCGGCAGACUGAUGGCUGCAAGAGGGCAAAAGUAUGGCAGGCCGAAUGUCCAAUUUGAUUGCAAAUAUCUUGGAUACUCUACUUGCAAAAUCACCAAGGCUGGGAUUGGAGGUCCCCUUGCUGAUCUUGAUGGGAAAUUUGUGGGCAUGAACUUCUAUGACAAGUAUGUAGGUCACACACCGUACCUGUCAUGGCGGGAGAUUGUCCCUCUCCUGGAAUAUUUUGAGACAAAAGGGCCUGUUGCUGAAGGCGGUGAUUAUGGUAAUCCAUCCGAUAAGCCUGACUGGACAAAGGAAGGAGAUAACAGUGUUUCCUGUAAUAGCUGGUUUGUACCGAGUCCACGUUGGUAUGAUCCUGACGUUCUGGAAAAGGUCGAGCGUGAAGCUUUAUCAAUAGUCCCCCGCUAUCUACCUUAUGACUGUAUAUCUGAAUCUGAUUCUGAAUCUGAAUGA